CAAGAUGCGUAAGGAGGUCAUCCGAAGCUGCUGUGCCGUGGCCUUCAUUUUGGUGGCUCUCAUGCCCUUGACUGGAGCGUGGCGCUCUUUCAAGGUCAUCCUCACGAGCAUUGACUUUGAGGCCAACGACAAGUUCCUGGACCUUAAGGUCGAUCUGCAAAACGAUUCGGGCGAGUCAAAUCUGAGCAUCGAUAUAAAGACGCACCAGGACAUAGAGGACGUUCAGCUGGUGGUAGACUUUGGUUUGGAGACGGACAAGGGCAACUACUCUACCCUGAUAAACCGUACGCUCAACUUCUGCAAGCUGAUGAAGCAGCGCAACUCGGAUCCGCUGGUGCGCGCGAUCUACGAGGACCUUCUCAAGCACGGCACCCUCUUCAAGGAGUGCCCAAUCCGGAGCGGCACCUACAGCCUAACCAACUACAAUGUGGACGAGGAGAUGCUGCCCAGCUUCCUGCCGGAGGCUAAGUUCCGCUUCGGCAUGAAAAUUUCGACGGACAAGGGCGGCAUGAUCGUACGGUCGACCAUCUUCGGCCGCAUCGACAAGUCCAAAGGCUUCGACAACCUGAAGCGGUUCAGUCUCGGCUAAGAUACAUAUACCUCGCAUGUUCCUCAUGGUAUCUCCUGCCCGCAGGAGAUCCAAUAAAGUUUUGAUGCGCGUCC
Messenger RNA from Drosophila melanogaster (fruit fly), 663 nucleotides. RefSeq lists its product as uncharacterized. Lineage: Eukaryota; Metazoa; Arthropoda; Insecta; Diptera; Drosophilidae. The transcript has 2 exons. The coding region runs from base 5 to 589 and encodes 194 amino acids. The record is from RefSeq and is marked reviewed.